AUGAGUGGGGCGGAUGCAGGAGUAGCAGCCAGCAUUACAGCAGGAGCGGCAGCCACCACUUCCACUGCACAGCAAGGGUCUUCAGGAGUCGCCCUCCAAAACCAGCAAGCAGGCCAGCCCGUUUCCAGCAUGGGUCAGGGACCUCCUGCCAUUAGUCACGGCACUACCCCCGGGGUGAAGCGAAUCUGGAUUGUGGGCCACUCCUUUGUCCACUGGGCCUCCCUACGCUGUGCGUCCCUCCCAAUUGGCCAAUCCCUAGGUCUCCCUCCCAACAAGGCAUCCGUUAGGUGGUUGGGUGAUAGGGGGAUGUGCUGGCCCCAAUUAGCAGGAACCAUAUCUGAGGCCCUGGUACGCUGGGGGAAGCCUCACAUUAUUAUUCUUCACCUAGGGGGUAACGAUGUGGGGGCCAUACCAGUUUUACAGUUGAUUAAGGUUAUGCAGGCAGACAUUGGGUGGCUAAGAGUACGCAUCCCGGGGGUCAUGAUAGGGUGGUCCCAUAUAAUACUCCGUCUCCACUGGAGGCAUAUGUCAGCCCAUACGGCGGCAUACCGGGUUAGGAAGAAGAUCAAUGCGUCUGUAGCGAAAACCGUCACUGGGUCAGGUGGCUUCGUGGUACGGCACGAAGCCAUUUCGGCUGAUAGAACCGAGCUAUAUAGAAGGGAUAAAGUUCACCUUUCAGAUGUGGGGCUGGAUUUAUUCAUAGGGGACAUUCAGAGAGCUCUGUUACCCCUCCUGUAA
This is a messenger RNA of Bombina bombina (fire-bellied toad), 738 nucleotides long. RefSeq lists its product as uncharacterized. The record is from RefSeq and is a predicted model, not a curated record. Bases 1 to 738 code for a protein of 245 amino acids. Lineage: Eukaryota; Metazoa; Chordata; Amphibia; Anura; Bombinatoridae. The transcript is spliced from 2 exons.